Molecule: messenger RNA, 1436 nt
Organism: Loxodonta africana (African savanna elephant)
Lineage: Eukaryota; Metazoa; Chordata; Mammalia; Proboscidea; Elephantidae
Product: putative olfactory receptor 10D4
Exons: 1
Coding region: 510-1436 (308 amino acids)
Biological process (GO): G protein-coupled receptor signaling pathway
Cellular component (GO): membrane
Molecular function (GO): olfactory receptor activity; G protein-coupled receptor activity
Source: RefSeq, a predicted model, not a curated record
UAUGGCAACGGGUUUGGUUUUGGGUUCUGAAUGUAAUCAAAUUGCCUUAGAUGAAUACAAGAACUGGAAUGAGACCAUUUUAUAGUGAGUUUGAGUCAUCUUCUUUGUCCCUUCAGAAUUACAAAGUAGCACUUGGAAUAAUGUAAUUCAAUAGUGUAGGUGAAGAAAGGGAGGUAAAUGGUUAGGACAGAAUAUUCUCAUAUUUUGAAUUUGAUAAGGUAAAGCCUUUGAGUGAGAGUGUUAAUGACAGACAUCUGCAAUUGGAGACCACACUGCUGAGAGAUAGCAGUAUGCAGAGACAGACAGAUUAAGAUAAAUGUAUCAAGAAACAUUACUGUGAUACAAAUUUUUAUACUAAUUUUUUUUUUAAUUUUAUAUUGCUAUUUAAAUAUCUAGAUCAUUUUUUGCUUUCCCACAUCAUUGAUCUGAAUAUAGGCCAUUCAAAUACAUACUGAAUUUAAUCACAAACUUUUUUUCACAGACACAUAAGAGUUGAUUCUUCCAGAAAAAUGAGAAAUCACACAAUGGUGAUUGAAUUCAUCCUGCUGGGAAUCCCUGAGACAAAGGGACUAGAGACAGUUCUUUUUUUCCUGUUCUCAUCAUUAUAUUUAUGUACUCUCUUGGGAAAUGUGCUCAUCCUUACAGCUAUCCUCUCUUCCUCUCAGCUUCACACUCCCAUGUAUUUUUUCUUGGGAAAUCUCUCCAUGUUUGACCUGGGUUUCUCCUCAACCACUAUUCCCAAGAUGCUGUUAUACCUCUCAGGGCAGAGCCAGGUUAUCUCUUUCCUUGGCUGUGUGGCCCAACUCUUCUUUUACCACUUCUUGGGGAGCACUGAGGGUUUCUUAUACACCGUGAUGGCCUAUGACCGCUUUGUGGCCAUAUGUCACCCUUUGAGAUACAAGGUCAUCAUGAACCACAGAUUCUGCUCUGUCUUGGCCACAGGAACCUGGAUGAGUGGCUGCAUCCAUGCUAUCAUCCUAACCUUCCUCACCUUCCAGUUACCCUACUGUGCCUCUAAUGAGGUGGGCUACUACUUCUGUGACAUCCCUGCAGUCUUAACACUAGCCUGUGGAGAUACAUCUUUAGCCCAGAGGGUAGGUUUUACAAAUGUUGGUCUUCUGUCUCUCAUUUGCCUUUUUCUCAUCUUUGUCUCCUAUAUUCACAUUGGGAUUUCCAUAUCAAAAAUCCGCUCAGCAGAGGGCAGGCAGCGAGCAUUCUCCACCUGCAGUGCCCACAUCACUGCCAUCCUUUGUGUUUAUGGGCCAGUCAUCAUCAUCUAUCUACAGCCCAACCCCAGCCCGGUGCUUGGUGCUACAGUUCAGAUACUGAAUAAUCUUGUAACCCCCAUGUUGAAUCCACUGAUCUAUAGCCUGAGAAAUAAGGCUGUAAAAUCAGCCCUGAGGAAUAUGUUAUCCAAGAGAAACUUCGUCCUGUAG